This is a messenger RNA of Coregonus clupeaformis (lake whitefish), 3530 nucleotides long. Its product is annotated as fatty acid 2-hydroxylase. The transcript has 7 exons. The coding region runs from base 336 to 1445 and encodes 369 amino acids. NCBI's taxonomy places the organism in Eukaryota, Metazoa, Chordata, Actinopteri, Salmoniformes, Salmonidae. Gene Ontology annotation, biological process: lipid biosynthetic process; fatty acid metabolic process. Gene Ontology annotation, molecular function: fatty acid 2-hydroxylase activity; iron ion binding; heme binding. Gene Ontology annotation, cellular component: endoplasmic reticulum; membrane. The record is from RefSeq and is a predicted model, not a curated record.
ACUAGUCUGAAAAGUUAGUUUUUCAUUUGAUCUCAACCACAUCUAAACAUGAAUUAACAUUGGAAUAAUGAUCUCAUAGCUGUAAACAUUGGGGGUAAAAAAAGAAAGAAGCUAGAGCACUGUGAUGUUGCAGAGCGAGCAACAGGCAGAUGAAAGACUGAGCUUUGAGCAGUCUUGAGCAAUGAAUAAUUCAUGAUAUGCUAAUGAAUACGUCGAGUAAGCUCAGUCAGGACUGAAAGACGAAGUAGAAUUUAGUACCCGGUCGUCGGCCUGCCAAGGGGGUCUUUACGCACUCCUUUAGUUUAUGUUUUUUUUGUGGACUCUUCAACAUCGCAAUGUCUCCAUUGGUGCCCCCUCGGUUUUUCUCCGAGAUGGAGGUAGCUCGUCAUAGCACAAAAGACUCAUGUUGGGUAUUAUUGGGGAUGAGGGUUUAUGAUGUGACGGGAUUCCUUCGAAUGCACCCGGGUGGAGAGGCUCUGAUAUUACACCGGUCAGGGAAUGAUAUCAGCCUGGAGAUGGAGGGACCCCCGCACCGGCAUUCCGAGAACGCACGGCGGUGGAUGGAACAGUACUACAUCGGAGAACUGGACAGAGACAGUAAUGCCGAUGAAACACAGACGGUGAGGGAGAGGAGGAAGACUCAGGAGCACACCGUGGACGAGGAGCCUUCACCCCUCAGCAAAUGCAGUCAAGUCGACCUGGAGACGGACCUGGUGGACUGGCGGAAGCCCCUGGCCUGGCAGGUGGGCCACCUGGGAGAGAAAUAUGACACCUGGGUGCACCAGCCAGUGGACCGGCCCAUUCGCCUGUUCGGGAACGAGUUUCUAGAGGCCAGCACUAAAACAUCCUGGUACAUGGUCCCUGCUGUGUGGAUGCCACUGGUGUUCUAUCUCUGCUGGUACUGCUACACCACCUUGGCACUGGAGACAACCAGACUGUUUGCCAGCACAGACUACUCCAUCUUGGUGCACAAGUACAGCUUUCCCCUCAUGUUCAUAAUGGGCAUGGUCAUGUGGACCUUCAUCGAAUAUUGCAUCCAUCGCUUCGUCUUCCACAUGCGCCCACCCGCCCACAACUAUUACCUCAUCACCAUUCACUUCCUGCUGCACGGACAGCAUCAUAAGUCACCCUAUGAUGGCUCCCGCCUGGUCUUUCCUCCUGGCCUGGCCUCAGUGAUGAUAGGCAGCUUCUACCUGCUGCUGACCAAGGCCUUCCCCGAGACCCUGGGGGUGUCCCUGUUUGUGGGGGGGCUGUUUGGGUACGUGGUGUACGAUAUGAUCCACUACUACCUUCACUACGGCUCCCCUCAGAGAAACUCCUACCUGUACAGCCUCAAGGCAUACCACGUCAAGCACCACUUUGAACACCAAAGAGCAGGUUUUGGAAUCAGCACCACAUUGUGGGACCAUCCGUUCAACACAGUGAUCCCUGAACAGACCUUUUAGAAGACCCAACUUCAUCUACUCUCCAAAGGGGGGCAACCUUCCCCAUCCCUCUUACACCUGACAACUUACCCCUUCAAUUACUCCAUAUACCCUGUGACCCCAGCAUGUCCCUAUAAACUACCACAAACCAGUCUGUCUGUCUGGUUCACUGCUUCGCUGCUACAGUGCUACUCUCCACUCCAAACAAAACAAAACAAAACAAAACACACUUCUCCAUAAUGUUCCACCUGCUAGUCAAAGCAGGAAGAUAUCUUUUCAGAACUGGGGGAGGGAGGGUCGGGGAUGGGGCACAUGUUUAUAUUUCUUUAUUGUUUAUACAUUUUGUUUAUAAUGGACAAAAGGAUACAAUUAAGAUUGUAUAUGACUAUGAUGCAGUAAGGAUUAACUUACAUGCAGUCCCAGGUUCUAACGGUCAACAUCCCACCAGCGACAGUAGAGAGAGACUGGAAAGUGAGAGAGGGAGUGUGAAUGUGGAAGAGAGAGGAGAAUGAGUGAUGUUUAUGAGGGUGAAAGGUGAAAGAGAUUACACUUGUCCUUAUAGAAGCUGUCCAAGUUUAUACAUUUACAUUUAAGAAAACUCAGGAAAGUCCCUUCUCUAUCCCUGGAGUGUUGAUGCUGUAGAAUGCUCUCCUCUAUUCUAGAGGUCAUGCGUUACUAAUGCUCUAACCACAGAAAAUCGCUUUUGACAGCAUAUGCUCACCGAAUCCAAUGAUGGUUAGUCUGUAGUGUCUUGCUUAAACUGGGACAUUUCCCAUUCCAUCUCUCUCAUAUACACUCUGGUUUGUUGUUGACAUGUCAAAUGAAGCUUCAGAAUUAGUUGAUGUUUUACUAGGUGGAGAGAGAUGGAGUCGGAUGUAUACAUCCUGAUUUUUGUGAGGAUGGAUGAAUUGAAGGAUGGCUGGAUACGUGCUGUUAUGGAUACAGAGACAGAACACUGAGGGCAUGAGGCCGGUCUAUCAGGUCUCCUGCUGUAGGAAGCAGCACAUGGCUAGUGUGACAGCUAAAGGAUGGGGCCGAUUAGAUUAGGUCCUCACUAUAGGUGCCCGUUAUCCUCCCUGCAUGUAGGAUGACGAUCUAGCGUCAGACUAAAGUGUAGGAGACCCUUGGUUCAGUUACGGGUCGAUCCUCAGCUGUUCUGACUACUUGUUUUAUAUCCUAAUGUUUCUAUCCUUUGUACCAUCUUCUGCAUUCUGUGCUUUUGUUCAUUCCCUAAUUCCCUUCUUGAUUUUCUUUAGUUUGAACCCUUGGGUGAAGCCACUACAGACGAGCCCAAAUACUCCUACUGUUCCUCACGAAGCCCAUGUGGUCUCAGACAGUGAUUUGAACCAUUAGUUAGGUCAUGUUAGUGAUAGUAUAUCACUACAGCUGCAGUAAGGGAAUAUUCUGGGGGCCACAGUCUCCUAUCACCUCCAAGGGGGCUUGAUUGGGGUGAUUUAUAAGAUGAGAGUAAUUCUUCAUUGCAAAAAUAUUAUGUAUAAUCCAGCAUGUACUUAACUGUAUAAAAAUUGCGGUGGGAGUGGUCUGUUUGGAACUCAGGUCAGGGGUCGGGGUUGGGUUGUGUUCACACUGUGUUCAGACAGAGAACGGUCAGCGGAGGCUCAGUAAAAUACCCAGAUUAGCAUAAAGGACUCAUAUUACAGUACUGAGAUGAUGCAUGUUCAAACCAAUAUUUGUACUCAUGCUUAUGAUAAUGAUGAUGACUUUUGUAUGAUGAACUUUUCACAUGACUUGAUAAAGAACCAACAAUUGUUGUGAGGUUAAUAAUGAUAAUAAUGAUGAAAAUAAGGAUAAUGUUGAUGAUGAUGUCCCCUUCCUCCUCCCUGCCAUGCCCCCUCCUCUUCCCUGCCCUCCCCUCAAGCUUCUGGCUGAGGAAGGUGCCACCUGUUGGGUUAAAGUAAUACUACAUAUAAAUAUUUAUAAACAACUUGUAAGCUAUAAUUCUGUCAAGUGAAACUAUCUCUGCUAAAUGAUGCAUUUAAUGAAUUUUCCAAAUCUGUUUACCAUAAUAUAUAUUUUAACUUUGUUUUUAAAUGUCUAUGCAAAUGCAGAUAUAUCUGUAAAUAAAUGCCUGUAUCUUUCUGAUGA